Messenger RNA from Aspergillus japonicus CBS 114.51, 462 nucleotides. Its product is annotated as Ctf8 family protein. Gene Ontology annotation, biological process: mitotic sister chromatid cohesion. The transcript has a single exon. The record is from RefSeq and is a predicted model, not a curated record. Lineage: Eukaryota; Fungi; Ascomycota; Eurotiomycetes; Eurotiales; Aspergillaceae. Bases 1 to 462 code for a protein of 153 amino acids. Gene Ontology annotation, cellular component: Ctf18 RFC-like complex.
AUGCCAUCCAUCACCCUCCAUCCGCGCGCGUCGCGAUCUCCCUCACGCGUCUCCAACCCUCUCCCCCAGCUCCUCCAAACGCCCUCCGGCCUGGCGCUCCUGGAACUUCAAGGCACGAUCAACAUCCCAUCCCACGAUGAUCCCUCCCACUCCGCCGAAUCUCCCGACGGGGCGUCCGUGUUCGAGACCCCGAUCGGCAAGCUCAUGUUCCCGGACUACUCGCCGCAGAAUCCCGCGGACGACGCGGCCUGGAUGAAGCGGGUCUACCUGUACGUCGGACGCUACCAACGCAUAACAGGCGAGGUGAAGAAGCUGCCGAAGCCGCUGGCUCUCGUGCAGCGGAGGCCGGCGCCGGCGGCGGGUUCCGCGCGGGGGGGCGAUAGUGACGAGUUGGAGGUGGUCGAGGUGGUGCGAUACAAGAUUUACUUCAAGAACCGACCGGAGCCGGUCAAUGACCUCUAA